This is a messenger RNA of Centruroides sculpturatus (bark scorpion), 324 nucleotides long. Its product is annotated as sperm protamine P2-like. The coding region runs from base 1 to 324 and encodes 107 amino acids. The transcript has a single exon. Lineage: Eukaryota; Metazoa; Arthropoda; Arachnida; Scorpiones; Buthidae. The record is from RefSeq and is a predicted model, not a curated record.
AUGAGCAAUUCUCCGCCUAGAAAAAAAAGAAAUCGAAGUGGCCCGUCCCCUGUAUUCGAGGGAGAUCCUCCAGAGUUAACGUUUGGUCCUGUGGAUAAACCGGACCUCAUGUUGGAAAAGUCAAACGCUCAGAAUAAGAUUAAAAGAACUAAGCGCUCAAGACGCCCGUCUCGAAAAAGACGAAAAUCAAAAUCAAGAACAAUCAGGGGAAGCAGGAAGAGGCCAUCCAGUUUAAAAAAGAGAGGAAGAUCCAAAGGGAAGAGCAAGAGACGAAGAUCUAGUCGAAGACGUAAUGGAAGCAAAAAGAAAGUCGGGCGCCGAUAA